This is a messenger RNA of Cervus elaphus (red deer), 1003 nucleotides long. Its product is annotated as rhox homeobox family member 1-like. NCBI's taxonomy places the organism in Eukaryota, Metazoa, Chordata, Mammalia, Artiodactyla, Cervidae. Gene Ontology annotation, molecular function: RNA polymerase II transcription regulatory region sequence-specific DNA binding; DNA-binding transcription factor activity, RNA polymerase II-specific. Bases 266 to 868 code for a protein of 200 amino acids. The transcript has 3 exons. The record is from RefSeq and is a predicted model, not a curated record. Gene Ontology annotation, biological process: regulation of transcription by RNA polymerase II.
GCCCCCACGAGCACACUGCUAUCCCUGGGUGUCUCCAUUUUGGGGGCCACGCCCCAGUCACUUUCGCGCCUAAGCAAAUCCCACCCCCAGUGACUCCCGGUCAAAAGAGAGCCAAUAGCGAUCGUUCAAGGUGGAGCGCGGAGUGGGGGGUGAACCCAGCCCAAACCGUUAUAUACUGUACCACGCCCAAGCCCGAGCGCCAGUCUCGGGCUCUCUGCCUUCAGCAGAGUUCCUCGAGGCAGCGAGCUUCCACGGCGCACCAGCCAUGGAGUCUCUGGCCGGGGACCACCAGUGUGGGCCCUACUGCCUGAGAGCUUGCACUUUGGAUGUGAGACCUGAAUUUGAGCAGGAUCAAGGGCCAGAAGGCAGAGAAGGCUACUUGGUCCAAGGAGGUCGUCUGGCCUUCGUGGGUGGCGUGAAUUACGUCAACCUCCUCAGCCUAGGCUACUGGAACCAAGAAGCCGUCUGGAACCACCAGGGUCGCCAUGGUGGCCAGGAGCCGGAGCAGCAGCCUGCUGAGGAGCCAGCUGAGGAGCCAGCUGAGGGGCCACCCGAGGAGCCAGGCUUAGCGGCGGCUGUCGUCCAGGCGCAGCAGCAGGUGGGCCCGCCGCGCCGUCGUAGACAGCACAGGAAGUUCACGGCCAUGCAGCUGCGGGAGCUGGAGGAGCUCUUCCAGGAGACCGAGUACCCGGACCUUCUCACCAGAAGGGAGAUUGCGAGACGCUUGGGUGUGACUGACACCAGAGUGCAGGUUUGGUUUAAGAAUAGGCGAGCCAAGAAUCGGAGAAAUGAGAGAGCAGCCGUGGUUCAAGCUCCAACACCUGCUGCCAUGAGGCGCCUUUACUUCUUCCUGAUGGAUGUGCCCUAAGAUCUCGUCCGGGUUCUGGAGCCAUACUGGAGAUGGGUUCUUCUGGUGCCACUGACACCUGGGCUGCCCAUGCUGCCCAUGCCACCCAUACCUCCUCUGUUCUUGUAUUAGCAAUAAAGAGACAUGUUCUCAAUA